GCAUGUCGUCCUCGGCACCGGCAGACUCAGCUCCGGCUAUCGCCCGAUCAACAAGUCCGAUUAUGCCGUGUCGAUGAUCUCGCUUUGAUCGAUUUUUUACUCGCGUUCAACUACCACUACUACUACUACUACUAUUACCGUUUGCGAUGUGCCCGCGGUUCUCUCGCCAGUGAGGGUUAUCGGCGGAUGACGUUUCGGCGAACGCUGUAUAUACCUAUAUAGGCGCACGUGAAAGAGAGAGAGAGAGAGGGAGAGAGAGAGAGAGUGGGUUGUAUAGUGGAGAGAGUACUACGAGACGCGCAGAGAGACGCCGGUCAUUGAAGCCGCCGCCUUUUCCCGGCUGCUGUAGCUGCUGCUUGCGAGGGACAUCGUGCGCUGACCGGAUCCUUUUUGCGGAUGAGGCUUCACGCUUGCAGGCGGAGGACGACGCGGACUCUGCGGAAAAAUGAGCAGCCACAAAAGCAGCUGCAUCGCCGGCUUUCCGACUAGCCCGCCAGAUAAGAGCCGCAGCCACGAACGUUCUACCCCGCAGACGGGCUCCUUUUAGAAUUCCUCGCGCGUCGCGCCUGAGCAGCGCAGACGUCGGGCUCAGCCAGCCAAGACGGAGAGUCAGCCCCUCGGCUGCACGAGGUGAAAGUUCGAGGGAAAAGAGAGAGGGACACAGAGAGGAGAGACAGAGGCAAAAGCGAGAAGAUGGGCGAAAGCUCGCCGGAUCUGAGCCUCCGGCUGCGCCGAGGUAGCUCGGACUCCAGGGAUUCCUUCUACAUGGACUUCGCCCAGGGCAUAGACUCGGACAUCGAGGAAGUGCCGCGGAGGAACGACAACCUGGACGCGAUGAUGGCCGAGUCUCUGGACGACAAUGGGACGGAUCUGUUGCCGAUGGUGGCCGAGGACAUACCCACGAUACCGGAGGAGGCGUCCGAGGAGCUGAGGCUAGAGGAGGAAGCCGACGCACUCGAGGCCGCCCUCGCGAGCGCCAACGAGGCGUCGGGAAUGAAGAAGGAGAAGGACAAGGACAAGAUCACCACCGACUGGCCGGGACUGCCGGCGGCUCUGCCGUCGCCUGCCUCGCCGUCCGCCGUGAUCGUCUCGCCGGAGACGCUCUCGAGACACAGCAGCAGCUCGCCCUCGAGGAACAACAAUCGACAGGCCCAGUACGUGCUGGCCCUGCCCUGUCCCACUGGGCCGCCCAUCCCUGCGGUCUGCUAUCCGGCUCCGAACUAUCUCGAGCUGGAGGUGACCACCGACAGGAACUGGAAGUACCUCGGCUGCGAUGCGUUCGCGACGACGCUGAGCGCCCUUUACGGCAAGCUGCUGGUCGUCAUGGGCAUCGCCUUCCCCAUGGCGGAAGUCAUUUCCACCUACAUCCCGCCCUCGUUCUACGAAGCCUUCUACCUCUACCUCUACAUCGGCAGCAUGCUCUUCCUCCUCGUCAUGUACGCGACCAUGUGCGGCGACAGCAAGCCCAAGCAGAAGAAGCAGAAGGACGUGAGCGACCUUGACUCGUCGCAGUCGUCGUCGGGAGUCGGGGCGGACAGCGACGGAGCCGAGGUCAGCUGCGGCACCCACCUGGCUGCCGCCAGACCGGCCCAGCACUACGGCAGCUUCUAUCUAAGGAUGGGCGCGGUGGCCUUCGGCAUCGGCUCGAUGAUCUACUCGGGCCUCGAGUUCGGCCAGUACUUCGAGCUCGAGCGCAACACCAAGUGCCACAACAUCAUGCUCGCGCUCACGCCCGCUACGCGCAUGGCCUUCAUUUUCAUCCAGAUGUACUUCAUCUUUCUCAACGAUAAGCAAAUGAAAGUCUACAGUCACAGGGUCAUCGCGCGAUUCGGGCUGAUGCACAUGAUCGGCACGAACCUCUCCGUCUGGCUGAACGUCCUGGUCCAGGAGACGAAGCACGAGAUCCUCACCUUCUACAACCCGGAGAACAACUCGCUGAGGAUUUCUCACCGUCUCGGUACGAAGGCAGGGCACAUACACCUGCAAGGGGGUCAUGCUCACGUGCAGCACACCGAGGGACACCAGCAUGCCACUCAGCACGCGAGGCUGCCCCGUGGACUCAAGGGUCCACACCACAUGUUCGAAUGCCGGCGCACCAACAUCAUGGGCUCGCUCGUCCAGGACGCCAGUCCGUUUCUCUUUCCCUGCACCAUCGAGUACAGUCUCAUCUGCGCGGCUAUACUCUACGUCAUGUGGAAGAACAUCUCCAAGGCGCAUCCCAAGAAACCCGCUAUGCCACCCGCUAGGCAUCAUACUCACGCUUCUUACAGGAGAUCGCCUCACCACUACAGCGUGGAUUGCGCCCGAGCCCACAAGGGCCUCUUCCUGGGCAUCCUCAUCCUCGUUCUCACCAUCAUCUCUCUGAUCCUCUUCUUCGUGCUGACCUCUCGACCGGAGCUGGUGAACCUCGCCGUGACGGAGGUCAACAUCUGCGAGCUGACCCUCUACGGGAUGUCGACCCUGGCCACCAUGAUAGGGAUGUGUCAGAUGCGAAAGCUGCGCUACGACGGCAACCGGAACCUCGAGCUCGAUAACAUCCUUCUCGUGGCGGCGCAGACCGGCAUGUUCAUCUACUCGACCUUCACGAUAAUCGGCAGCCACUUCACCCUCGAGAAGCACACGAUCCUGGUACUCAUCACCGCGCUGGCCAGUGUGGUCCAGACGACCUUCCAGACCAUAUUCAUCCUGGACGCCUCGAGGAGAUCGGUAGCAACGGCCGAACAGAUCCGGCAUAAGCCCGGCAGGGAGAUAGUCACGUUUCUACUGGUCACUAACCUGGCCAUGUGGGCCAUCAACACGCUAGAGAAGUCCAGGGCGGAAUCGCAUCCGGUGCAGCUGCACUUCUAUGGACUCUGGGCCUGGACCAUCAUCACGCACGUCUCCAUGCCGCUGGCUAUCUUCUACAGGUUUCACAGCACCGUCUGCCUGUGCGAGGUGUGGAAGAAGGCUUACAAGGUGAAGCCGACUUACAUGUGACGCAAGGGAUCGUCCGAGGCGGCGCGCAAGAGGAAGCGCUCGCUCGGCGCCAUCAGCAAGACAGCCAACAACUGUCACCUGGUCCAGCGACCGAGUAACCUGCCCGCGCGACUCGACCGUAUCGCCGAGAACGAUCCCACGUACUUCAUCUGAUCGCUUACCCUCGCGAAGUUCCAGCAGAUCGCCGCCCAGAGGGUCCCACCGCGCAGGUCCAUACUCAUACUCCGAGACGAGCUCUAAAUUGCGGAAGCUUCGUUUCACCUGUGCGCCGAUGAAACGCUUGAUGAGUUUUGAAAAAAAAAAAAAUGAAAUCACUCUGAAAGGGUAAACCGGAUGAAUUAGCGCCGGGUAUACGGUUUCAAACGCGCAAGUGUUUUAUCGGCGCACAAGCGCUGCAGUACAGGAUCGUAUUUCCGCGCGCGGAUAGGGGGGCCUAAAGGCUGAUCAACUGGAAAUUCGCGAGAAUCGAUGUGACCGUAUGCUGUGAUUGCGAUAGUCCACGUGACCUCUCCCAAACGGUCGAGGCAGCUUUCCAUUCGAAUCGAUCGAUAAUCGGAUUUCCCGUGCGCGCACCGACAAAGGAUUCGCACACAUUGGCUUUUCUGACUGACCGUCAGAUUUGGAAUUCAAAGUUUCGAAUGGAUCGCGCUCGAUCUCUCACGUUUCUCAAUCGAUGUCAGCGAGUUCCAGAUCCCUUGAGGAUCGAUGCGAAAAGUCCCAGCUGUGAUCGUCAAAAUUAAGCUGUCCGAUUCGAGGAGCAAACGCGAUAAUUGAUAGUCGAUAAUCUUUGCUCUUAGAAACGAUCGCUUUGAAAAUUCUGUAGAUUAUUUCGCGAUUGUCCAUGUAUUAUUAUGGCCGUGUAUUCCGUAACGCUCAAUUUCGGAGUCGACAAUCCAAAAUGCCAACAAGACAGGAAAAUGGGAAAACAACUAUGCGCCGGAAAAAAUGUCAUGGGACUCUCGAGCCGAUAACGGAGUACACUGUGUAAAUCCAAAGUACAUAAUAUACACACGUUGUUUUAUUAGCUUGCGAUCCUCGUCUUGAAAAAAUCGUUUGUGCAAACCGAUUGUACAAGCUUGUGGAUCAUAUGUUCUCUUAUAUUUCCGAAAGUAGUGCGGCAUUAGUGUUAGAAAAAAAAAUGCAAAAGAAGGUUGUGGAGAAAUCAAGCGCGUAAUCGCCUCGUGAAUAUCGCUUCUAAGCUUUUGUCCAUUAGUGUUAAAAAAAAAGACGACAGCGUGUAACAUUAUAGCGAGUAUCGUUCUUUUUGUUUUGUUUGCUUCGACGACGAGCAAAGGCCGUAUAGAAAUUUUUGGACUAACCAUUUUGUAAGAUGCCUAACGCCUAAGUAGACGAUCCUAUUCUAGCGUUAGGACGAACCAACAAAAAUGAAAGGACCACUUCGAUACUGUAGAAUUAUUCGAUCUAACGUUUUAUACCUUUUUAUACGUGAAAUUUUUCCUAACGAGUAUUUUUCUCGUUAGAAUGAAAGUAGAUCGAGAACAAUUAGUAAAAGCCUAGAAUUUUCGCGGACCGAAUAGUAGAAAAAAAUAAACGAAAUAUAAUGAUCGAAGCAUAGUUCAAUCGCGCGCAGUUGAUGCACGAACCGAUAAUAAGUUUCUAGUAACACUCACCACUCGUCUUCCAUAGAGUACAAAGAAUCGGGAACUAAUUUUCUCAAUGGAACAUUUCUUUACCUUGCUAUAUUCAUCUACUGAAAAAUUUUUCCAUACACUCGUACGGACAAUUCUUCAUAAUCGAAAGGUGCCUGUUGCGCGAAAACACAGUAUCUAAACAAAUUGGAUAUAACUGAUCAGUCAAAGCUUCAAGUAAUUCAUUCAGGCAGAAAAGAAACCAACACACGACGUAAUUCAGAUUGAGAGUUGUGGGUACAACGGCCAGUCAUAUCAGUGAGGAUUCAAAAUCGCUGGCGAUCGGUAAAAGCGCUCAGCAAAGCUGAGCCGACGAUUAUAUUGACUCGAGUAUAUCGGUAUAUACUCAAACUUUGUUUCAUUUUUAUAUAUUAUCCAAGAGGAUUGAAUGACAGCGAGGAUGGCGAUGUUUUCUUUUUCGAGAAAGAAGCUGAUGAAUGAAUGGAUCGAUCGAAUCACGAAAGAAAGUGAAUAGUAGCGAUUAAGCAUACCCGUAUUAGAAUAGCAGAAUAAAUUUUUUCUCAUUUCUACGAAAAUGAAAUGCGACUGUCGAAUUAAGAGUAUAACUUGUAAUACGUGUAGUUGUGUUAAGAGUAUUAAAACGGGAAUAACGUUGCUUUUUAAAACUUUUUUAAAUAUAUUCUGUAUAUGCGUACUGGUUGAUGAACAAAAUUUUUGAAUUAUCGUUUUGAAGCAAUCGGCUCUCAACCGAUGCUAAAUCGUAGAGUUCUUCUAGAUGUACAGCAAUAAAGAUGUGAUAUUUUUAAUUGUUUAAGUUUAAUCGCGCCUCGCGAGCGCGACGUAUGCCAAAUAUAAGUUGUGUACGAUGAUUCCACGGCGAAAGAAAUGUGAAAAAACGUAUUCUGAUCCUGAGUAUAUAAUAUGAUGGUCGAUUCACCUAUAUUUGAAAGGAACAAGGGACAAACAUGUAUUGACUAAAAGAAAAAAGAAUGAAUAGAGUGAAAAAUCAAUUGUUCGACGCGAUCGGUCGAUUAAGAAAUCUGAUAUAGAGCAAUCCUAGCUGUAAAAUAAUAGUUGACUAGUGUAAGGUCGACGAUUCUGUAAAUACGAGGGAAAAAAUAUUCUUGAGUGUUUUUAGACUAGUCGUGUCGACAUGUUUCUUCCUAUUAUGUAAUUGAAUUAUAUAUUAUAUAUACACAUAUACAUAUACAUAUACAUAAAGCUAUAUUAUAUAUCUUUAUUAUUGCGUUGUUCUAUUAUAAUAUUUAUUGUAAACGUCGCGAACGCCGACACGUUUUACAGAUACUAUGAUAAUAUUCAAAAACCAAAGGAACACACAGCAUAGACACAUUUAAAUUCACACUAUGCGUUUGUGCUGAGAUGGAAAUGCUACUCGUUUGCCAGUCGAUGCAAUCAGAGAAGUUGAAUGCCACUUCAUUACUCCAGCAAAUUUCUGUUAUAUCAUUUGAGUCACAUUGAAGUCGCGAUGAAUAGCUCAUCGAUUGGUAGAUAGCAACCUGUUCAGAAAUAAAAGUAAAAAAACGUAAAACCGAUAAAAAUUGUUUGUCACUGUUCUUAAUCCUGCAUAUUAUAUAGCGCACUAUGGGUAGUUCAUCGGUUUGUAAAUUUGUAGAAAACGCGGAGACUUAAAUUGCAUCUUUGAACUGACUUGAAAAGCAGAGUAUAGGAUAGAUUCCUGUAUAGGCGAGAAGAACAAAUGAGAAAUCAGAGUUAUCACAGCACAAACGCGCUAUAACGAGUCGCAUUUUUCUAUGUCCGCAUACUCUAGUUCCUACGCAAUGUUUGUACUCUCGUACCCUUUAUACUAUUUGUACCUUACGAAUCGCAAUACACAGUCGUCCGGAAUACUCGUCGAGAUUGAAAAUAAGCAGAGAAAGAAAAGAAACAAGAAAGAUAUAAAAAAAAUUUUAAAACUUUA
Nasonia vitripennis (jewel wasp) is the source of this 6525-nucleotide messenger RNA. RefSeq names its product proton channel OtopLc. The coding region runs from base 694 to 2976 and encodes 760 amino acids. Lineage: Eukaryota; Metazoa; Arthropoda; Insecta; Hymenoptera; Pteromalidae. Gene Ontology annotation, biological process: proton transmembrane transport. Gene Ontology annotation, cellular component: membrane. Gene Ontology annotation, molecular function: proton channel activity. The transcript is spliced from 11 exons. The record is from RefSeq and is a predicted model, not a curated record.